GAAAAUAUCUAUAACGAACAGGAAAGAAUUUUUUUCGACCCUAUGGAGGAUGUUCUAGCGCAGAUCACAAAUCUCAACAUUGUACUGGAAAUUAUUAUCUCUCAAAGCUCCUAUUUAGACACUCACAAGUCUAUUGAAGAAAAAAAAACGGGAAGAAAAGCGAUAAUAAAAAGCCAAAAAGGCCGUUACCCAAACUAA
Cokeromyces recurvatus is the source of this 198-nucleotide messenger RNA. RefSeq lists its product as uncharacterized. The annotation marks the transcript as partial. NCBI's taxonomy places the organism in Eukaryota, Fungi, Mucoromycota, Mucoromycetes, Mucorales, Mucoraceae. The record is from RefSeq and is a predicted model, not a curated record. The transcript has a single exon.